Messenger RNA from Adineta steineri, 1089 nucleotides. Lineage: Eukaryota; Metazoa; Rotifera; Eurotatoria; Adinetida; Adinetidae. The record is from the annotation of a GenBank genome assembly.
AUGACACAAAAAAAAAUUGAUGAUCUAUUUUCUCAAGCAUCAUCAUCAUCAUCAAUUCGUUCAAGCAAACGUUCUCGUGUAACUCAAAUAGCUCCAAAUGAUCGUGAUGAAUUUGAUGAUUUAUUUGAAUCAACUAGUUCAACAAAACGUCGUCGUACAAAUAAUAAUAAUAAUAAUAAUAUAAAACAAUCAACAGAUGUUUUUGAUUUUGAUGUUCCAUCAACAUCAACAAAUAAUUUAAAGAAAAAUGAAAAUGAAAAAUCAUCAAACUCAUUGAAAAAGAAACGAAGUUUUGUUAUUGAUGAUGAUGAUGAAAGUAAAGUGAUAGAUGAACUUUUCAAUAAUGAUACACGAAAAAAAGCUCGACGUCCAAUAAAACAAGAAGAAUCAACUGAUGUAUUAGAUAUGUUUAAAACAAAAAUAAAUACAAAUAUUCCUCAAAUAAUAUCAAUUAAUGAUGAUUUUAAAAUACCUAUUAAUCCUAAAAUUUCGACUACACAAAAGAAAAUAAAAAUGUUUUUUGAUGAUACUGAUCUUACAUCACUUCGUGAACAAACAAAUGAACAAAAUGAUAUAAAAGAGUAUGUUUAUGUCAAACCUGUGGUGAUUACUGGUGGACAAUGGUUAUCAAAAGAAGAUGAAACAAAGUCAACAUGUGGGACUAUUGAACCAUCUGAUAAUCCAACUAUUGAUAAUAAUAUUCCGGAUGAUCAACGUAAUUUAAUGCAUAUUCAAUAUGCUUCACUUAUUGUUGAUGAUCAAAUUGAUAAUAGUAAUAAAUCUAAACGUAAUUCUUUAACAAAGAAAUCAUCUGCUAAUUCAAGUAAAAAAAUUCUUGAUGGUAAAUCAUUUCAAAAACAACUUGUUUUAUCCGAAUCAACAAUUGUACGAAAAGAAAAUCUUCAAAGUUGUUAUAAUGCUUUGCUUGAAGAUAUUAAUAAACCACGAGUACCUAUAACAUCAUCAAAUAAACAAAAAAAAUCGUUCACAUCAAAAUCUCUUUCAAAUGAAGAAAUUAUUAUUAGUGAUGAUGAACAUAUGGAUAAUGUUGAUUUUUUUGAUCUUUCAUCUCGAAAAAAGAAAUUUUGA